Molecule: messenger RNA, 723 nt
Organism: Trametes versicolor FP-101664 SS1
Lineage: Eukaryota; Fungi; Basidiomycota; Agaricomycetes; Polyporales; Polyporaceae
Exons: 1
Coding region: 1-723 (240 amino acids)
Source: RefSeq, a predicted model, not a curated record
AUGGACGUCGACAAUGCUUCCAGUGUGGUGUCUACGACAACGACGAUCAUCAUUGUCGUCGUUGUGGUCGUAAUUGUUCUGCACUGCAUCGGCGGGAUAGCCUUCUGCUGCUGGUUGAAGAAACGGCGCGAACGUCGUGCCGCACGCCUACCUGUCAUUGGUUUGCCGAUCCCAGGGCAGCAGGACACAAAUUACGCGGAAGGCGGGUUCUCCACGGCUGAUUCCAUGCAAAUGGCUGCCUUCCACACCCAGCCCACGCUUCUUCUCGCGCGCACCUCCGUGCCCGAGUUGCAGACCAUGCAUCCAAUCGAUAUACCCUCAGUACCCGCCCUUGCGCAACCCCGGGCCUCGCAUACGGUCAAUCGCACUCAGGAGCCACAGGCCGCGACAUACGCUGGGACGGCGGGCGUCCCUUUCUCUAGGGAUCCAUUCGCGCCAGCGUCAAUGGAGCCUAUGAAUGCCGACCCACUCCCCGCCCUGCAGCCGUCGGGAGACGUGAGGCUUGAUGCACACAAUUGCAACCAAGACCUGGAGGUGGGCGUCAGAACGAGCCACCCGCCUGGUGUAUCCGUGCUUCAGGGCGAUACGGUCCACAUGGACGGGAGCGCGGAGGAUGGAGAACCCCCACCAUACACGCAGAGGGUCCCGCGAAGGGCGGCACCGCGUGUUAGAGAAGUGUACCGGUAUACCGAACUGGGGGCUUCCGACUCAGAUUCUGUGUAA